GGAGCGAGGCAAAGCAAAGCAAAGCGGCUGUGGCGGAGCGGCGAUAAGAUCGCGGCGAUAAGAUCGCGACGAUAAGAUCGCGACAAUAAGAUCGCGACAGCAGCGGGCGGCGACAGCAGCGCAGCUCCCCUCAUAUAUUCAUCGCUCUUGGGAUUCGCUUCCCGCCGCCUUCGGGCGCCUGCCUCGGAUUACAGCAGCGCCAUGACCCUGGAGGAGUUGGUGCCCUGCGAGAGCAGCAAGAUGCAGGCGGUGAGCGAGGCGGUGGAGCGAGUGCUGGUGGCGGCGCAGCGGCAGGACCGGCUCACGGUGGGGGUCUACGAAUCGGCCAAGCUCAUGAAUGUGGACCCCGACAGCGUGGGGCUGUGCCUGCUGGCCGCGGACGAGGAGGACGCGGGGGACAUCGCCCUGCAGAUCCACUUCACCCUCAUCCAGGCCUUCUGCUGCGACAACGACAUCCACAUCCUGCGCCUGUCUGGCAUGCGGCGCUUGGCCGCGCUCCUGGGCGAGGCAGAGCCUGGCACCGAGCCGCGGGACCUCCACUGCCUCUUAGUCACGAACCCCCACGCGGAGGCCUGGAAGAGCCAAGGCUGGGCAGAGGUCGCCAACUACUGCGCCGAGAGCCGCGACAGGAACCAGUGGGUGCCCUGCGUGUGCCUGCAGGAGCGCUGAGGGCUGCGCCCUGCCAGGACCUGGAGCCUGCGGGGAGGAAGAGAGGAGGAAGGAAAAGGGAAGCACCGAACUGAACCCGACCGGAAUUGGCAGGAAUCAACCCAAAGCAGCUCCCCCCCAGAACAAACACCCGGGGGGGGCAAGGGGGGCAGGCGCCUGGCACUGCAGUGCCACCAGCCCGACCCAGCCACCGAGUUCCUUCUGCUUGUUCAACCUGGAGGAGGAAGAGGAGGAGGAAGAGGAGCAGCAGCAGCAGCCCCCCCGGGGGGGGAGGGGCGCAACGGUGGAAGGACGAAGCUGUCCCCCCCCCCGUCCCCCCCACCAGCUGCCCCCAGCUCAUUGGCUGCUGCUUGUUGAUGCCCCUGAUGGGGGGAUGGGGGCAAGGCUGGCAUAGGGGUGGCACCCAACAGCGCCUGGCGGUUGGGGCCGUGCCCAGGGGGAGCUGUGCUUGUGGAGGAGCCCCUGGCAGGGUGGAGGAGGAGAUGAAGCUGAUGAAGAUGAUGAGGAGGAGAAGCCUGCUCUGGUUUUGGUUAUUCUGAGACUGUUUGAUUACUUUAGCUUUUAAUUGAUGUUUCCUUGAAGGGGGGGGUGGGGGUUGGGCAGCUGUGCCCCCGGGGGGGGUGGGCAGCUGUGCCCUGGGGUGGGCAGACAGAGCAGGGACCCCCCCUGAGCUCUGCAGAGCCAAGAACUGCUUUUUCCCAAGGGGGGGGGGGAACCUCCUUGUUCCCAUGGGACAGGGGUAGAGAAGGGCGGGGGGGGGAGGGGCCGGGGGGGUGGGCAGGGGCAGAUGCCAACCUCGGGGCUGUGCCAGAGGUUUUUGUUCUCCUGCUGGAAGAGGAGAGGAAAAAAUAAAGAAAAUGGAAAAUUCUUUUGUAAGAAAACCCAAAAACCUCUGAGGUGCUGCGGGGGGGGGGGGGGGGGGGGCACAGGCAGGUUAGCGGCAAGCCUUGAGCCGAGCCCAGGCAGCCCUCGGGCACAGCCGUGUGGCAUCCCUGGGCACCACCCCGGGUCAG
Molecule: messenger RNA, 1682 nt
Organism: Pogoniulus pusillus (Red-fronted tinkerbird)
Lineage: Eukaryota; Metazoa; Chordata; Aves; Piciformes; Lybiidae
Gene: GADD45B
Product: growth arrest and DNA damage inducible beta
Exons: 4
Coding region: 202-669 (155 amino acids)
Biological process (GO): regulation of cell cycle
Cellular component (GO): nucleus; cytoplasm
Source: RefSeq, a predicted model, not a curated record